GACGUUCUUGACCUCGGCCGUUGCAACGCACCGACGAGUGCCGUGUCGCGUUGUCGUGCCACUGCCAGGCUCCUCCAGGCUCCUCCAGGCUCCUCCUGGAUCCUCCUGGCUCCUCCUGGCUCCUGCCCAUAAAUACAAAUAAAGACGAGCAAUCGCGGGAUAUGAGGCUUGGAAUCGGACGCUGGGUGCUCGGCCUCAAGCACACAUGGCCGCACGGCGCAGGGAGGUUUCCUCGGGACCUCGGCUCAGGAGCUGUAUUCAAAUCUGCUCCCGCUUAUUAUUCUCUAUUUUCGAGUGGCACCUCUGCUUCAGCGCAUUCCGCUCCGGCGAUCGGCGUCAUAUCUACAGUAGGUGUACAAUGCGUUUCGCAAGGCAGCCGGCGCGCUGGCCCCGAUGGUCAUGAUGUUUGUGUUAUUAGCCUCAGAUCUGAAGAUGGGACAGAGCUCAUUUCGUGCGACUUUCUCGCAACGUGGCAUGUUCCCCCCCCCCGUCGCCAUCACCUUGUCGCCACCCGAUCCCUCCCCUCCAACACUCGAAACACGGAACAAGGUCCGAGCUACAGCUGCAUGCAUACUGCCUUUGGACCCAAGACACUGCAGAAAACUAGAUUAGGGGGGGGUAUGGCACAUUACUGGUGUCGUCCGCCACCGCGCCGGCUGUCGGCCGCGCUCGUGCGUGGCAUCAAGCGCUCUACGCUCUCUACCUCGUGACGUCGAUACUUCUCCGACUCGACUCUUGCGACUCUCGCGACUCUCGCGAUUCGCGGCACUC
Molecule: messenger RNA, 771 nt
Organism: Cutaneotrichosporon oleaginosum
Lineage: Eukaryota; Fungi; Basidiomycota; Tremellomycetes; Trichosporonales; Trichosporonaceae
Source: RefSeq, a predicted model, not a curated record